UUCAACAAACAGCACAAACCUCCAUAGUUUUCUCUUUAUUAUUUUUUUUAGCCACAUUCAAAACAUUCAUCAUCACCUUGUCCCCCUCUAGAAUUUUUUGAUACUAUUAACAACUAAAAAAACCCUAUUACUUUUCCACUUUGCCUUUUUCUUAGCAAAAAGCAUCUUAAUCUUAAUCUUAAUCUUAAUAAUAAGUGUGUGUUAAAUUCUCACUAUUUUCUUUUUCAUUUUUGCUUCUUGUGGGUGAAACCACCUCCAACACUAUGUUUCAUUUUGCUUGUCAUUAGCAAAACCAUCUUCAAUAUUACAAAGGCUCUUAGCUUAAUAGUAUUAGUGGAGUUCUCUAAGUAUAAAUAAGUGUGAAUUUAAUUUUCAUUGUUGUCUUUUUCUAUUUUGAUAUUCAUUAAUACCUUUAUAUAACACAAAGAACUUGAGAAAAAAAAAGAAAAAAGAUCACCCUACCUAACCCUUAAAAAUCAUUGUUUUUUUUUUCUUUGUUUCUUUUUGCCCCUUUUCUUGGUAACUUGUCUUUUGAUCAUAGCUAAAAUACACAUGCCCAUGACAAUCUUUUUCUCACUAGUCCAAAACUUCUCUUCUUUUCUUAAGAGUUGAGUACCCCCCACCCCCCCCCCCCACCCCCCCCCCCCACCCCACCCCCUCACCCCAACCCCCACCAUUUUGAAUUUGGAGUAGUAGUAGAAAACAAGUUACUACUACUCCCAUAUUCUUGAUUCUUGAUCCUUUUUCGAUCACUACCUACAAACCCUAUAUAGAAUUCCACUUUUGUCUCAUUUUUGUUUGUUCCUUUGUUCUUUGUUCUCACAUACAAUGAAACAAGGACAACCACCACCACCACCACAACAACAACCUUUUGCUGCUCUUCCAAGAACAAGCAGUUGCAAAAGCUCCAAGAAAAUCAUCCCAGCUAAUAACAACAACAACAUUACUUAUCCACGUUCUUAUUCUUCAGCCAGUCGUGAUUAUUCACCUGACGAUAAAUCUCUCGUUCCAAAAAAUGGAUCAAACAAUCUCAAUCGAACCAAAACUCGUAUUGGAGUUUCAUCUCUCCUCAGAUCACUUAUCAGCAUCAUCUCAUUCCCUGCAGUAGUACUCCCUACUUGUCGAUGGCUCAACAUCCCUUCGCAGUUCUCAUUCACUCCAUCACUGGGCCGGAAAGUCACUGGAACUUUAUUUGGUCAUCGCAGAGGCCAUGUUAGCUUCGCAGUACAAGAUGAUCCCAAGUCUGAUCCUGUUCUUCUCAUCGAGCUAGCGAUAUCUACUUCAUCUUUAGUUAAAGAAAUGUCCUCUGGCCUUGUUAGGAUCGCGUUAGAAUGUGAGAAAACAGCACCAGCAGGAGCAUCAGGACGGAGGCGUAGUGUGGGACUGUUUGAAGAGCCAAUGUGGACGAUGUACUGUAAUGGGAGGAAGUGUGGAUAUGCUACAUUGAGAGAAUGUACAGAAUCAGACUGGCAUGUGUUGAGUACAGUGCAAAGUGUGUCUGUUGGGGCUGGAGUUAUACCAGUGGUGACUGAUGGUAGGAAAAACAGUGAGGGGACAGAAGGGGAGUUGUUGUAUAUGAGAGCAAAGUUUGAAAGAGUUGUAGGGAGUCGUGACUCAGAAGCUUUUUAUAUGAUGAAUCCUGAUGGUAAUGGAGGACCUGAACUCAGUAUUUUUCUCCUCAGGAUAUGAAGGGAUCCUCAGAGUAACUGAUAGAGCUGUUGCCACGUGAUCAGGUGGUCAUGGGUUCGAGCCGUGGAAACUAAUAGCCUCUUGCAGAGAUGUCAGGUAAGGCUCCAUGCGUACGAUAAACCCUUGUCAGGCAGGAGCUUUAGUGAACCCGACUUUUUUUUUUUUUUUUUCAAAAUAGGAUAUGAAAAAAAGAAGGUAGAAGAAAGAAAUUUGAUAUGGGAAUUAAAGAAGAGAUAAAGGUGAAAUGAUAGUGUUUUAUGUAUAUUUUUUUUUUGAGUAUUUUGUUUUGAUUUUAUAUAUAUAGUGUGUUUAAUUAGGUAUAUGUAAUGUUUUUCUUUUAGUGAUUUUUGUACUUUUUUUGGGUUAAGUUUUCUAUAUGUAUGUAUAUUGCAUGAUCAUAUGGAUGCUUUCAUCUUCAUUUUCUCUUUUUAAUUUACUUUAUGAUGGGAUGAAUAGAGUUUGUCCACCAUUAGUAAAAUUUGAAACGGAGUCUCGGAGUAAUCAAUAAAAAUUGAUGUCACGUGAUCACUGGGUGGUCACGGUUCAAGCCGUGAAAAUAGCCUCUUUUAGAAAUCUAUAAUAAGGCUGUAUGCAUACAAUAAAUUAAAUCCUAAUGGUUUGAUUCUUCUCAAACCCUGCUCAUGAUAGGAAUUUUAGUGAACCAGACUAUUUUUUUUAG
Molecule: messenger RNA, 2368 nt
Organism: Capsicum annuum
Lineage: Eukaryota; Viridiplantae; Streptophyta; Magnoliopsida; Solanales; Solanaceae
Product: protein MIZU-KUSSEI 1
Exons: 1
Coding region: 829-1689 (286 amino acids)
Biological process (GO): hydrotropism
Source: RefSeq, a predicted model, not a curated record